AUGGAACAUCAAUAUCCUGAUAAUACUUACAACAACGGGGCAUACGAUUAUUCUCAACAGCAACAAUAUCCAUCAAAUGAUGCUUCAAAUGUAGUUUCAUAUCCAGGAGCAGAGCAAGUUCCUCCUCCGAUAAUUAUGCCACAAGAGAAGCAGCCGGGAUCCUACACAGAACCUUAUUCCCAACAUCCUUCUCCCCCUCAACAACAACAAUUUCCUCAGUUAAAUAUGCCUACUUCUCCUCCGUAUGACAAUUCAUAUAGUCCACCGGCCGAGCCGUCUUACAAUAAUAAUUUUUAUAAUCCACCGGCUGAGCCGUCUUACAAUAAUAACUUUUAUAAUCCAUCGGAUGACAAUAAUAAAAUUUAUAAUCCACCGGUUGACAAUAAUAAAAUUUAUAAUCCACCGACCGAGCCGUCUUACAAUAAUAACUCGUCGGCUGACAAUAAUAAAAUUUAUAAUCCACCGGCCGAGCCUUCUUAUAACAUACCAUAUGAAUCGACUUAUAAUAAUAAUAACAACAAUACGUAUAACGUACCGUAUGAACCGAAUAAUUCGGUACCUGAGAUAUCAUAUAAUACGUAUAAUUUACCAAUCCAGCCAACUUAUAGUAACAAUUCAUACCCUGAGCAAUAUACUUCUGAACCAUACACUUCAUCGCCAAAUCCACCGCAAACAUAUAACAAUAAUUUUUAUUCUAAUGCUUCUCCAUAUAUAACGCAACCAUAUAUUAGUACUCAAAAUUAUAACAACAUGCAAACAUCGAGUGCCCCUCCCCCUCCCCCUCCCAAAGAAUCAUCACCAGCACCAUUUUCAGCACCAUCAUCGGUACCAUUAAAGCCAACAUAUGAUCAGUCACCAAAACCUCCAAAAAAUUACGAAACUCCAAAUCUACCUCGUCCACCAAAAAAUUCUUCUUCGCCACAUUCCGAAGCACCACUUCCGUCAUCAUACACACCUUCGUCUAUGAUUCCUUCAAAUCAAUCAAGGCCGGAAUCACCUAAUAAUCAUAGAGAAAAAAAGAAAAGUAACCGUCAACGUCGAGAUGAAAGUGGUUGUGCAGAUUGUUUCUCACUAUGUGGUUGUAUAAGGUGUACUUGUACUAUAAUCAUUUUUUUCUUUGCCGCAGUUUUUAUAAUCGGGGGUAUUUUUUCUCUUACUUAUUCAAAAAUUUUACCGGGAAAAUGUCAAGGGAUUUGUGAUCCUACAAAUGGAGGUGGUAUACCAAAUCCUGGUGGUAAAUUGCCAAAUGGUAACAAUCCAAUCGAUCAGGCUAAUAAUGAGUUUAAGAAUGGUACUCAAUCUUGUUCUAAUGUGUGCAGUGAAAGUGUUUUUAAUAUUCUAUUUUAUGUUGGUUUAGUGUCGAUUGGUUUUGGUGCUUUUCUGGCCAUAACUCAAAUAUUAUGUAUGUGUUGUAGAGUGGGUUCAAGUGGUGGAAAAGGUUCAGGUUGUUGUUAUUGCUUCUAA
This is a messenger RNA of Funneliformis geosporum, 1464 nucleotides long. NCBI's taxonomy places the organism in Eukaryota, Fungi, Glomeromycota, Glomeromycetes, Glomerales, Glomeraceae. The record is from the annotation of a GenBank genome assembly.